This is a messenger RNA of Mizuhopecten yessoensis (Yesso scallop), 4513 nucleotides long. Its product is annotated as cysteine--tRNA ligase, cytoplasmic-like. Lineage: Eukaryota; Metazoa; Mollusca; Bivalvia; Pectinida; Pectinidae. The record is from RefSeq and is a predicted model, not a curated record. The transcript is spliced from 24 exons. Gene Ontology annotation, molecular function: ATP binding; cysteine-tRNA ligase activity. The coding region runs from base 111 to 2486 and encodes 791 amino acids. Gene Ontology annotation, cellular component: cytoplasm. Gene Ontology annotation, biological process: cysteinyl-tRNA aminoacylation.
AUUUCAUCACCUGUUCACGUUGUUGAUCUGGGGGUAUAUAAAAGUUGCUUCCCAUAACCCGUAUUCAGUUGUGGCAGGCAUGACAAGCACAUAGGGGUGUUAAUAACUUGAUGGCAUUGCAGACAAUCCUUUUGCAGACAUUUCAUCGUUACACACUAACAUUAUCUUCUAAAGGACAAUUUGUACGAAAAGUGAAUAAGGUUCACUUUCGUGAAGACCAGAUUCGGUUUUAUCUUCGAAAGCCUAAGAUGACUACUAAGAGAGUCCAGCCUCCUUGGAAGGUCCCUGAAGGAUCAGAUGAUGUAAAGCUGAAGUUCUACAACAGCUUGACACGUCAAAAGGAAGAGUUUGUUCCCCAGUCUGGACGACGAGUUCUAUGGUACAGCUGUGGCCCCACUGUGUACGAUGCCUCACAUAUGGGCCAUGCAAGGUCGUACAUGUCCUUUGAUAUCCUGCGUCGAGUCAUGCAAGACUACUUCAACUAUGAUGUGUUUUACUGUAUGAACAUCACCGAUGUUGAUGACAAGAUUAUCAGACGAGCCAGACAGAAUCAUCUAUGGCAGAAUUAUAUUGGUGAAAAGCAUGCAUGGAAGAAGGUCAUGGAUGAUACGUUGCAGGCCAUGAAGCCAUUCUCUGUCAAAAUGACCACAGAAACGGACUUAGACAAGAAAGCUAUGUAUGAGCGGCAAAAAGUGAAGGUUGACCUGGCUGUUAACAACUUAGAGUCUGUGAUGAAUAACCAAUCAAAAGACGAGGCAGCCGUUCAAGCAGCAAAAGAGAAUCUCUUGGAGUCUUCAAAGGACAUCAUCAGUGAUUGGCUAGACAAAGCCCAUGGGUCAGAGGUCACUGACAACUCUAUCUUCUCCAGUCUGCCAAGGUUCUGGGAGGAGGACUACCACAAGGACAUGGAGUCCCUCAACGUACAGUCCGCUGACGUCCUGACCAGGGUCACUGAAUACAUCCCAGAGAUCAUUGAAUAUGUCCAGAAGAUCAUUGACAAUAAGUUCGCCUAUGAAUCAAAUGGCUCUGUCUACUUCAAGACAACUGACUUUGCUGACACAGACGGCCAUUUCUAUGCUAAGUUGGUGCCUGAGGCUAUUGGUGAUGCCGAUGCACUUAAAGAAGGGGAAGGUGAACUUAGUGUAUCUGAAUCUCAGCUAGAAGAAAAGAAAAGCCAGAAUGACUUUGCUCUUUGGAAAGCUUCCAAACCAGGUGAACCAUCUUGGGAGUCUCCAUGGGGUAAGGGACGUCCUGGCUGGCACAUUGAAUGUUCCGUGAUGGCAAGUUGUAUUCUGGGAGAAUCUUUGGAUAUCCACACUGGAGGAGUCGAUCUCAAAUUUCCUCACCAUGACAACGAGUUGGCUCAGGCUGAGGCGUACUACAAAAACGACCACUGGGUUCGGUACUUUCUCCACUCCGGUCAUCUGACCAUUGACAACUGCAAAAUGUCCAAGUCACUUAAGAACUUCAUUUCCAUCAAGGAUGCUCUUAAGAAACACACAUCUCGACAGCUGCGCCUGCUUUUCCUCCUUCAUGCCUGGAAGGACACACUAGACUAUGGUGAAAACAGCAUGGAGGUUGCUCUCAAGUAUGAAAAGAGCUUCAAUGAGUUUUUCCUCACAGUUAAGGAUGUCCUACGUAUGACCCCUAGCACUGGGCUGGCGUCCUUUGAGAAGUGGACAGAUGAUGAAUUACAGAUGAAUGAAACCUACCUAGCCAUGAGAAGAGACGUGCAUGCAGCCCUGUGUGAUUCCAUCAACACCCGUCAGACCAUGGAAGUGAUGCGAGAAGCCAUGUCUGCCUGUAACAUCUAUAUGACCAAGUGUAAGGUGGACAAACGCUUUCCCAAUCGCAAGCUGCUCAAAAACAUGGCCACCUACAUCACAGACAUGCUCAGGAUUUAUGGUGCGAUAGAGACCGAGACUGUGAUCGGAUUUCCCCAGGGUGGAGCAGCUAGUACUGAUUUGGAAGAAACGGUGAUGCCAUAUCUCCAAUCAUUUGCUCAGUUCCGAGACGAUGUGAGAAAAGUCUCCCGGGAGCAGAAAGUGUUUGACAUCCUGAAGAUUUGUGAUCAGGUCCGUGAUGACACUCUGCCGAAUCUCGGUGUUCGACUAGAAGACCACGAUGAUAGACCUACGGCUAUUAAACUGGUAGAUCGGGAGACUCUUCUCAAAGAGAGGGAGGAAAAGAUCAGGCAGCAGGAACUCAAACAAAAGGAAAAGGAACGGAAGAAGAAAGAACAAGAAGCGGCUAAGGAGGCAAAAGAGGCACAAGCAAGAAUUCCUCCGUCAGAACUCUUCAAGAAGGAGACCAAGAACUACUCUAAAUUUGAUGACAAGGGCAUUCCUACCCAUGAUGCUGAGGGAAAAGAACUUACUAAAUCAGCUAUUAAAAAACUUACCAAGAUGUAUGAUGCUCAGGAAAAGGUUUACAACAAGUACCUGAAAAGUCAGGAAGGUGGAGCCACUGGGGGUCCAAGUCAAUAAAAUGUGUGACCAUUUGAAUGGCAUCAAUAUUGUAACAUUAUCGUGUAUAAACACUUAGAUGGACACUUGGCAUUCACACAGCUUGUAGUAGUUGUGGUUAUUUAAAUUAACUAACUUUUAAUUUUGAUCCACCCAUUUAAAAAAGUAGGAACACCUAUUUCCUGUUCCUGGUGACUGUUACAUAAACUGUGUAUCAUUGACAAACAUUUCUUGGGUAUAUAAUCACCCAAAUUAAGCUUUUCAUGUUUAAUGUUGUGACUUGAUCUUAUGAUGUAGACUGUAGUGCUUUUCCAUAUAAAUGGUUUGUGUCCCCAAGUCUUUAAAGUAGGAAUUAUAUUCUACUGGUCAUAUAAUGCUGGUAAAAUUCAUCUAUUUAUAUCUUUCUCAAUGAAUAAAUCAUGAUACUAAAUCCAUUGAUGAUGCAAUAUUCUCAUAAAAUCAACACACACUAGCUGGAGGUCAAACAGUCAACACAGACUACAUUUUUUAGCUGGAAGUCAAACAAUUGAUACACACUAGCUGGAGAUCAAACAGUCAACACCCACUAGCUGGAGGUCAAACAGUUGAUACACACUAGCUGGAGGUCAAACAGUUGAAACACACUAGCUGGAGGCCAAACAGUCAACACCCACUAGCUGGAGGUCAAACAGUCAACACACACUAGCUGGAGGUCAAACAGUUGAUACACAAUAGCUGGAGGUCAAACAGUCAACACCCACUAGCUGGAGGUCAAACAGUUGAUACACACUAGCUGGAGGUUAAACAGUUGAUACACACUAGCUGGAGGUCAAACAGUUGAUACACACUAGCUGGAGGUCAAACAGUUGAUACACAAUAGCUGGAGGUUAAACAGUUGAUACACACUAGCUGGAGGUUAAACAAUUGAUACACACUAGCUGAGGGUGUAACAGUUGAUGCACACUAGCUGGAGGUCAAACAGUUGAUACACACUAGCUGGAGGUCAAACAGUUGAUGCACACUAGCUGGAGGUCAAACAGUUGAUACACACUAGCUGGAGGUCAAACAGUUGAUACACACUAGCUGGAGGUCAAACAGUUGAUACACACUAGCUGGAGGUCAAACAGUUGAUACACACUAGCUGGAGGUCAAACAGUUGAUACACACUAGCUGGAGGUCAAACAGUUGAUACACACUAGCUGGAGGUCAAACAAUUGAUACACACUAGCUGGAGGUCAAACAGUUGAUACACACUAGCUGGAGGUCAAACAGUUGAUGCACACUAGCUGGAGGUCAAACAGUUGAUACACACUAGCUGGAGGUCAAACAGUUGAUACACACUAGCUGGAGGUCAAACAGUUGAUACACACUAGCUGGAGGUCAAACAGUUGAUGCACACUAGCUGGAGAUCAAACCGUUGAUACACAGUAGCUGGAGGUCAAACCGUUGAUGCACACUAGCUUGAGGUCAAACAGUCGACAAACACUAGCUGAGGGUGAAACAGUUGACACAAUGUAGCUGGAAAUCGGUUGAAUCACACUGGUUCCUCAGACUGUCAAAACCACAUGAUAGAGGUAACACAGGCAACAGUUUGUUUACUCAUUUGACAACAGAAAAUGAUGAUUUGUUUGUAGGAAUGACAUUUAUUAUGUACUUGACAGUUUGGUUAGUUGGUAGUAUUGAUGAAGGAGAAGGUCAUGUGUCCCAUAUAUAUAUAUAUGUGUGUGUUUAGUUGUUGUAGAGCUUUUGUCGUUAGUGUAUUGUUGUUUGUAAACCAAUAGGUGCACAUGGUGUGUAUGUUCCAAUAUACAACUAUGCCUAUUUACAUUAAAUAUUGAGUACCACUGAUACAGAAAGAUACUGUACUGUGCAUUAUAUAAUUAGGUGUAAUCUUUAAAAAAAGCUCACAGAAACUAGAAGCUAGUGGGUACAGUAACAUACAUAUAGGGUACAAUAACAUACAUAUAAGGUACAGUACUGUACAUAUAAGGUACAGAACCGUACAUAGGGUACAGUACUGUAUAUAUGUAGGGGACAGUACUGUAUAUAUAGGGUACAGUGCUGUAUAU